This is a messenger RNA of Scaptodrosophila lebanonensis, 1093 nucleotides long. RefSeq names its product surfeit locus protein 4 homolog. Gene Ontology annotation, cellular component: membrane. NCBI's taxonomy places the organism in Eukaryota, Metazoa, Arthropoda, Insecta, Diptera, Drosophilidae. The coding region runs from base 62 to 787 and encodes 241 amino acids. The record is from RefSeq and is a predicted model, not a curated record. The transcript has 2 exons.
UUUUAGUGUCAUAUUUUUUCUCCUUUCUAACGUAAGCAACAAAAUUAAAAGUUUUCCUUGAAUGGCACGUUUUCCGCAUAAAACCCUUCUGCAUCUUCUGGCACCUUUCCUAGUCUUGGCCACAUUUUGGGAGGACGCUCUAUACACGGCAUGGUUUUCGGACAGAACCUGCGAAGAGAUGGUCAUGGUAUUGGGGAUUCCGAAAUGGUUUGCCGAACUCAUACUUAUGGUAGACACACUGCAGACCCUUGUCAUCUCGUUACUAAUCAUUUGCCGAUUUCACGUGUUGGCGGGCGUGGUUAUGCUGCUUGUUCAGUUAUUGGCAGAUACUAUGCUAUUCGAUGUGUGGCAGUUAUUGCGCGAAUUCGGCGUGGCAGGUUGUGUGGUAUUGCUGCUGCUGUUUGAGCGACAGAGGCUUAAGGGCGAAAUUCCCGAAAUAGGCCAGGAUGUGCAACAAGUGCUGUUGCUAUUAGCACGCAUUUGUAUGGCCUGCGCCUGCCUGCUCUGGCUGAAGGACAUAAAUGAGCUCAUAUUCGAUGUCUUUGCAUUCGUCUGCCUGGUCUUCAUAUUAUUUGGGUUUCACUGCAAAUUUGUCUCCGCUCUGACCGCCUUUGCCCUGCUCGUCUGCAAUGUGCUGAAGAAUGGCUUCUGGUGGCAGAAUCCCACGUCGGAGGACAACGACGCCGAACUCUUUUGUCGCACACUGACAAUGGUCGGGGGUUAUCUGUUGUUGGCACAACUAGGACCUGGCAAAUGGUCCCUGGAUUCGUACAGAGUGUACGUGUAGAAGUGUGUGAUGUGCACAUACAUAUAUACCCAAUCAAUCUAUGGCGGCGUUUCCAUUCCUUUCAAGCGCUUACUGCCAUCUGAGUGGUGGAGGAAAAAAAAAAGAAACAGCUACCUGGAAGCUACCUUUGGCAGUUUGCUUGUCGGAUUAAGACGUGAAAGUCAUUAAGUGUUGGGCGUUUGUUUGUUUCUCGUCGCUACGGCAAAAAGUCUGAGUUUAUUCCUCCACAGGAAUUUGCACACGUGUAUGUGUGUGGGUGGAUGAGGUGAAGCGAAAUAAACGAAAUACGCGUACAAACAAAAAAGA